Dioszegia hungarica is the source of this 1437-nucleotide messenger RNA. RefSeq lists its product as uncharacterized. The record is from RefSeq and is a predicted model, not a curated record. Bases 1 to 1437 code for a protein of 478 amino acids. The transcript has 4 exons. NCBI's taxonomy places the organism in Eukaryota, Fungi, Basidiomycota, Tremellomycetes, Tremellales, Bulleribasidiaceae.
AUGCCAGAGAUGCAGGACGCAACUACACCGGCAGCAGCAGCGGGGUCCAGUGGUGCCUCUUCUACGCAGGCGGCAACAGCCCAACCUGGCCCAUCUACCACGAAACAGCCCAGGUGGACCACCUUCCCUAAGACCCUGCAUCCGUCUGCGACCCCAUUACCUCUCUCGGACCUCCCAGAUCGCUUAGCCGCCAAGUCUGUCCCGGGAUAUGAGGUGGAUAUCACGGUCCCGUCGAAUGACGGGGUAGGGACGGAGAUGAGACGGCCACACUGGGAUGAGCUACCGCUUCGGAAAGAAGACAACACUCCAGGAUCAUCCCCACACAGCCACCUCACCCAAAUCGAGCCGUACCAAGACUUUCUGGAGAACUUUCGGCCCGGGUCCAAGCACCUCCUCCGGGGUGUCCGAUGGGACAAGUCAAAGGGCGAGGUGUACGAUGCGAACGCAGAGGAAUCUUAUCCGAGUCCCGAGAUCCUCGUGGGCGAGGGGAUAGGUUCAGGGCGGAUAUGGCAGGUCAUGGAGGGGCGGAUACGGCUCCCAGAGGGGACAUUAAUCAAUGGAGCAGCACCCGGCGCAGCGGACGAGGCGUCACGAUGGGAUCUAAGAAAGCUGAAGGGCGCGCUGGCUAUCUCAGAUAGGGCAGACUUCGGAGGGAAACCGACCAAACCGGACUCAGAUGGCGAUAGCGAGGGAGACUCGUACGAUGAGGACGAGUACUUCUAUCCCCGUAGGCAACGCCCGCCCAAGAUCGCGGAUCCCGACCCAUCCUCGCUGGAACCGCUCAGUGAGUACUGGCAGGACGUUCUCCGGCGCGAUCAGGUCGUCAUCAAGUUCGCCUGCCCAGUGGCCAACGACAACGGCCCGUACAAGUUAAAGGUCCCCAUCCCGCCGGAUCAGGUCGAAAAGCAGAUCCUGAAUGAAGCUCGGCUCUAUUCGUCCAAUCUCCGCGGCGUCCAAGGCGUAUACGUCCCCGCGUUCUACGGUCUCUGGACUUUCGAGGUGGCGGAGGGAAAAGCGUACAUGAUGGUACUGGAGCGGCUUAGCGAUCUGAGGAACGAGGAUAUGAGCCUUCGAAAAUCGGAGUUGCCGACAUGGCAGCAACGUGCCAUCUGCAACGCCUACAAAGCUAUUCAUAACGCCAACGUCAUCAUGGGCGAUAUCCUGACCGAUAACCUCCUAAUUCGAUACGACACGACCUGGAUCCCUCGGCGAAUGCUCAGGCCAAAGCCAUUCGGGCGCUAUGCUACUCGAGCUGGUCGGGCGAGAAGCAAACCCGCGCUCAAACUCAUCAAUUUCGACAUGGCGAUGGAUAUCUCCAGCUUGUCGCCGGAGGACCGGAAGAGAUUGAUCAAGCUGGAGCGUGAGAAGGUCUCGGAGAAGUAUUGGCUCGGGACGGCGUUAUGGGAGGAGUGCGAGGCUGCGAGCGGGUCAAGUUGA